Linum trigynum is the source of this 3983-nucleotide messenger RNA. The record is from the annotation of a GenBank genome assembly. NCBI's taxonomy places the organism in Eukaryota, Viridiplantae, Streptophyta, Magnoliopsida, Malpighiales, Linaceae.
UUCAAGGGAUGAGUUAGCUUGAUGAUUCGGGCCUAAUUGUACACUUUUUAUUCCCGUUUUCCUUGGACGUUUGUAGCAUCCGGACUCCUAAAAAGGUGGUUUUACGCUAGGUUUUGUGAGUUUUAGAGUGUUUCAGGAUUCAACAGGUGAAACCAUCCCCGGAGUCAAAAGUUGGACGAAAAGAGGUGAAAAUCGGGCAAAGAGGGUGAUCCAGGCAGAGUUCACGGUUUAGCAUGGGAGUUCACGGUCCACUAUGACCGUGAACUGAAGCCCAAAACCGUGAACCGCGAUGCGUCCAGGGAGAAAUCUGCAGUUACUAUUGCGGGACGAGUUCACGGUCAACAAGAGCGUGAAGAUAGAGGCCAAACCGUGAACUCCUAAUGGCGAAGCGGUGUGUUUCGACAGCGUUCUCCGUGUUCAUGGACGCGUUGAAGAGUUCACGGCCGUGAACUGAGGCCGUGAACUGAGCCCGAUCCUGGUAUAAUGUGAGCUGAAAGGAAGAGAGAGGGGAGAUGUCGUUUGUGGUGGAUGCCGGUAUUGCUUGCAACGGCCCAUGUAUUGAUUGCCAAUAGCCAUUGAGAAUUCCCACUUAGUUCCCUUUGAGUUGUCCCCAAAGUAUUUGCGUAGGUUGAAAUAUUACCUUGUGUGAAAUGGUUUGCUUGGGGACAAGCAAACGUCUAAGUCUAGGGGAAUGAUUCAGGCCUAAUUGUACAUGUUUUGCCCCAAUUUUACUUAGAUGUUUGUACCAAAUUCACUCCUAAAAGGUUGGUUUUACGCUAGGUUUCUUGCGUUUUAGUGUGUUUCAGGAUUUGACAGGUGAAACCAGCCUCGGAGUCGAAAGAUUGGCGAAAAGGAUCGAAAACCGGGAGGAGGUGAAAAGGGCCAGUUCACGGCUAACCAAGAAAGUUCACGGUCACGCAUGACCGUGAAGAAGAGUCAUGGACCGUGAAUCGAGAGGCGUCCAGAGCCAAAGUGGAGGUUACUGACGCAAGGUGAGUUCACGGUCACUAAGACCGUGAACGAGGACAGUUGACCGUGAACGGAAGUGAAUGAUACGGCGCAUUUUGGUGCACGCCUGAAGUUCACAGACACGUUUCAUGGUUCACGGCCGUGAAAUCAGCUCGUCUCGGGUUUAAAUGAUGAGCUGAAAGGAGGAGAGAGGGGAGAGCCCAUUGUGUGUGAAAAGCCUUCUUCAACAUUAUAGAGAGAGAAACACAAACCAAAGGAAGAAGAAGGCUAGGGUUUAGCUUCAAGGCAAAUUUUUGGAAGAUUUCCUCCAAGGAAAGCUCAACUCAAGGGCCAAGAAGACUGGGAGCAUCCUCCAAGAUGCUUUCCAUAUCUUUCCCUUUUGUUUUCCCCACUUCUAGCAUGGAGUAGACCUCCUUUCACUUAGGUGUUGUGAAACCCUAACUCUAACAUGUAGUUUUUUUUUAUGUGUAUUGGAUGAUUUUCAUUGGAUAUUGUUCAAUUCAAUGAUUGAGCUAUUAUUUAUCAUGAUUGUGCAUGCUUGUUCUUAGCAACUUAGGGGUUGUGCAUGUUUUGUGCUUAGCACCCUUAGAUUUGUGCAUGUAGGUGCUAGCAAUCUAAUUAGCCACCUUAGCCUAGCUUAGAGAGGAAAAUCCCCCUUCCAAGGGAGACUCAAUCGAGUUGGUUUUCCUUCCGCUUUCUAAGCCUCCUAAACUAGGUUAAGUUAGGUCAACCCUCGAUAUUGAGUUAAGCAAGUAUGUUAAUUGCGAUUAAGCCGUCCGACCUUAGAGUUGAGUGAGGGAGUAAGUCAAUUACCGAUUGUCUAAACCGAGAGGGUCGAGUGACAGGGCCUUUCAUGCUUACCUCGGUUUAGCAAUUGAGAUUGUGGUCUCCGACCACAUAUGCAUCCAUCUGCGGAUCGCGAUUAUCGUGCCCAAAGCAAUUGUUCCAAUCCAGAUAGCAUGGUAGCAGUUAGGGGGAAGCGACACCAGAGUGAUCUUUCCACUAAAGAGUUAUCAAAACCAUUUACCUUUGCUUUCUUUCAUUUCAAUUAGCAAAUGCCAAAGGACAGGUAAUGCUUCUAUCUAAAAUGAGAUGCCCCAAACGAUUUCUAUUACUUGUGAGAUCUUUGAUGUUUGGGGCAUCGAUUUUAUGGGACCUUUCCCCUCGUCUUUUGGUAACAAAUACAUCCUUGUGGCUAUAAACUACGUCUCGAGGUGGGUUGAGGCUCAAGAUCUCCCCACCAAUGAUGCAAGACGAGUCUAUGGAUUUCUGAAAAAGCUGUUUUCACGAUUUGGGACCUCGAGGGCCAUCGUUAGCGACCGAGGAACCCAUUUUCAAGGGAAAUUCAAUAAGCUCAUCUCUCGCUACGGUGUCACCCACCGGAUGUCCAUGGCCUAUCACCCCCAAACUAGUGGAAAAGUCGAGCUAUCAAACAGGGAGCUUAAACGGAUCCUGGAAAAUACCAUGGAUCAAUCUCUCAAGGAUUGGUCCGCAAAGCUCGAUGAUGCUCUAUGGGCAUACCGUACGGCCUACAAAACACCAAUAGGCGUCUCGCCUUAUCAGUUGGUGUAUGACAAAGCGUGCCACUUACCCGUAGAGAUAGAGCACAAGGCUUUCUAGGCCACAAAGCUUUUGAAUAUGGACCCUAGUUUGUGUGGAAAUGAAAGGAAGUUGCAGGUGCUUAAACUUGAGGAGUGGCGUGUCCAAGCCUAUGAGAACACCAAGAUUAUAAGAAGAGGACGAAGCGCUUGCACGAUGCCCGCUUGAAAGGAGGUAAGGAUUUCCAGCCCGGAGACCAGGUUCUCUUGUACAACUCCCGGUUGAAGUUAUUCCCUGGAAAGUUAUGGUCAAAAUGGUCGGGCCCGUAUGUGGUAAUGCAAGUGUUCACAUACGGGGUGGUUGAGAUCUCCCACCCGGAGGAAGUAACUUUCAAAGUGAAUGGACACUGUCUGAAGCGUUACCUUGGAGGAGAGGUAAUGCCACACAAGGAGGUAGUGUUCCUUCAAGAUGCAUGACCUAGCGUCUAGCUUAAGACGUUAAAGAAGCGCUUGUUGGGAGGCAACCCAACAAAGGUUAGCAAGUUUGAACUACUACUACUAUGUAUUGUGCUUGUAAUAACCUCGCUUCGAGCGAGUCAUAUUGUGUUUGUGUGUGUUUUUUUGUCUCUCCUUGAAGCUCAAUUAUCCUACCCCGGUUCGAUUCCAACUUUCACUCACCAAGGCCAAGCGGUAACAUCAUUCAAUACCUUUCUUACGCCAUUGAGGGAAAUGUCGAGUUUAAGUGUGUGUGUGUGGGGGGGGGGGGAUAGUUUACUAGUACGCUUGUGUGAGUGUGAUUAAUGCUUGGAGCCAUUUGCAUGCCCAAAUUUCAAAAAUUUGAGGGCUCCAAGCAAUGUUUGCAUGAGCAAAGUGACCGAAUGGUGGGAAAUUCUCGUGUUUAUUGGCAUUGGUCUCAACUUGUUGCAAGUGAUCGAGUAUAUCCUAUGAUGAUGACUGAGAAGUUCAUUAGGAUAGGACAAAAGUUUAGUUCUCACGUGUGCAUAAAUGAAUGGAUGUCUUGACUUUAUCACUUAUUGUUUACAAUUGCCAUGCAUCGUGUUUGUGAAUUGGAAUAGAUGGUUGGGUAACUAGGUAGCUUGUGAGCUUUGAGCCGAUCGUUUUCUUCCGGUGUGAUAGUUCCCUCUUAACAUGGUGUGUAGCGUCACAAGUUGUCACUAGUAAGUAUGAUGGAGGCAUAGGAUUAGUCCACACCCAAAUGUUGAUUGUCCUGAUAUGUGUCAUCCUUUAGUCAACCCCUUUGAGCCAUGUGACUUUGUGGGUCGUUCUCGAUUUAGGAGCUUCGUGUGUGUGAGCUUAGUGGUGUUAAUAGAACGACCCCAAUCCUUUCUUCGUGCCUAAACAUGAGUCAUCCUUGUGUCCCGAAGCUCUCACCUUUGAGUUUCCAUAGAGGUUCUACAUAGGAAGUUCGUGUGUGGUCCUUGCUAGGAUUGAGAAAAAUGAAGUGUAGUGUUGGAG